Messenger RNA from Cebus imitator (Panamanian white-faced capuchin), 1937 nucleotides. RefSeq names its product glutamate-rich protein 2-like. Lineage: Eukaryota; Metazoa; Chordata; Mammalia; Primates; Cebidae. The record is from RefSeq and is a predicted model, not a curated record. The transcript has a single exon. Bases 236 to 934 code for a protein of 232 amino acids.
GUGAAAGAGCAAGACUCCUUCUCAAAAUAUAAUAAUAAAAUCAAUCAAUCAAUCAAUCAAUCAUGUUCCAACUACAAUGUUCAAUCUCCUUUUCAAUGACAAUGCUAACAAGAUUUGGGGUCCAAGUGUUUUAGGUGAUGGUCACAGAGUUAUCUAGUAUUCAUUUAUAAUAUGCAAAUAAGAAUCAUCUUAAGAAACUAUCGCGCGCGCCGUGCGGUCUCCACGGCUACGCGGCAUGCCCAGCGCGGAUCCCCGAGCCCCGCGCAAGCAGCUAGCCGGGCUGAUUCUCGGUGUCUGCCCUUCGGAUGGUCGGCUGGAGAGGGCCGCCAGCGGGAAUUCUGUAGACAAGAGAGAUACUGUAAAGACAACAAAGAACAAACAGAAUGGCAGAUUGCUAAUGUUUAAUCCAAAGGAAAAAGUGAUGAUUGAAUCAAAUGAAGCAAUGUCAGAUAAAUGCCUUUUUGGACGCAGACCAAGAUUGGGAACCAAACUUAAUGCCUCACCAACGCAGGUCUCUCCAGAUAUAGCUAAGACGUUCACAGAAAAGAAGGAAGUCCCUUCUAAUAAUAUUGAAAAUAAAGUCUCUUUAAAGAAUACUGAAAAUAGAGUAUCUUCAAGGAGUAUUGAAAGUAAAGAUGUCUUAACAAAUCUACAGUCUGACCUACAGUCAUCUUCCUGCUUAAAAGAAAGCACAGGUGAAGUGGGCAAAGAUGCAGUCAUUGUAAAGCAGGAGAAAAAUAAUGAAUAUUCCCUUCAGGAUAUUGAUGAUAAGUUGUCAGAAUCAGCAGAGGAUGAUGGUGAAGACGAUACCAGUGAUGAAGAUAAUGAUGAAGACAGUAACCCUAAAAAGAAUACUCAGGCCCCACUAGAGUUAAUGGCAGAAGUAAGUUUUAUUUGUGCAUAUAAUUUAAGAAACUUAAAAAUACUGAAAUAAUUAAAGAUCAAAGAUUUAAAAUCACUACUGUGAGAGCUAAAAAAGUGGCUCUCCUGGAGGCAGAACACAGGAUGGUGGUUACCAGAGGGUGGACAGGAAGAAGCUGGAGAUAGAAGUCAGCUAAGGGGUACAAAAGUACAGUUAGAUGGAAGGAAUAAAUUAUAGUAUUCAGUAGUAUAGUAGGGAAAUUAUAGUUAACAGUAGUUUAUUGUAUGCUUUAGAAUAACCAGAAGAGAAAAUUUGUAAUAUUUCCAACACAAAGAACAGAUAAAUGUUUGAGAUAAUGGAUAAUCCAAUUACCUUGAUUUGAUAAUUACCCAUUGUAUGCAGGUAUCAAACAUGUACCCCCAAAAUGUAUACAAUAGUAUAUAUCAAUAAAAAAAUAAACAUUUUUUAAAAUUAAUAAAAAGAUCCUUGUCCACACACACACACAAAAAAAGAAACUAUCACGGAGAUUAAUAACUACGAAUCUUUAAAAGUCUGAUAUCAAGGUGAAUAAAAAUAACUAAAAACUUACAAUGAUCCUACACUGAAAAGUGCUUCUUAGCACAUGGUAACAAUAAGCAGCCUCUCAAAGAUACUCAAGCCUCUGUAGGCUGCCAGGGUCACACCUGAGAGCCUCGAUGAGCUCUGCAGAAAAGAUGCACACCUUCCACUACACAGAGGUCAAUUUAACAGCAACAAAGAAACCCACAGUUGUAUGAAAUGAAACUGAAUCUGCAUUUAAAAAAAAACAGAAAGAGGAAAGCAAAUUAAAAAUUCAGUGAAAGGGGAAACAAUUAUAAGUAAAAGAAAUUUUAAAUCAGUAAAUAAGCAAUCGUUCCUCUCAGAUUUAAACACAGAAACUCCAAAUGGAUCAACAGCUACUAAAGGAACUGAAAUAGCAGUUAUCUUAAUUUCAAAGAAAAAGUUUCAACCUAGAUGGUUUUAAUGGAUGGGUUCUAACAGAAUUUCAAAGAAGAAAUAAUUUUUAUCUCAGUAAAUUUUUUUUUCUUUUUUCUUU